CAAGACGCCCGACGUUUCUCGUUGAGUUCAAAAAGUUUCCAUUUUUAUGUGAGAAAAAGUUGUGAUAAUUUGUGGAAAAUUAAUAUCCAACCGCAUUUCUACCGAGAUGGAAUUCGAAGAAGUGGAAAUGGAGGAGGAUUACCUGAUCGAGGGAGAUAUCAGCGAUGCUUCACCGGUUAAAACUUCACAUGAACCUGCACCAAAAGUGGCCCGGCUGGUCCCGAAGUCGGAACCUUCAACAUCCGGCAGAAAAAUUCCCAUCAUCCGGAGUGCGGGAGCUGUGGUCACUCCGGUGCGUACCGCUAUCCGAAAGCCAGUACAAGCCUCUCCAUCUUCUAAAAUCGGUGUAGCUUUCGAACGGGAAAUGCCAAAACGUCCUGAGAACGACGUACAUAACAGCCGAAUCACUAACAUUGAAGAACAGUUGGACGCCAUCCUGGAUAACCUGGUCAAACGGGACGAAGAUAUCGCCUAUAUUCGGAAGAACAUAGCCUACACCGAGAGAUUUAUGAAGAAAAAAAUAAGAGCAUGGAAACGCAAACACUUCGAACGCCCCCUGGAUGAGGGUCAACCCGAACCAAAACGGCUCAAUCUAGUAACUUUUCCCAUCCCGGAUCAGGAGUAUUUAGAAAGGUUGGAAGAGGCACUCGAAGAAGAUGAAGACGUAAAAAUGGAUCUUACUGCACUGUUUUAUUUGGCACCCCAAGAAUCCGCAUACAAAUUUUUUCGCCGGAAUUUAAAAAAUCUGUUCAGCAACACGUCCAGAUACUUUUGGACAGGACGUCUCUCGAACAAGAGCCACGAUUUUCCGAAUCGGAAACCCGCACGAACUCUUAACACCAUCAAACUGUUGCUGAAAUGUGGUGAAGAUGUUUUCGACACUGCUAGUGCGGAUGCACUUGCGAACGAGUGUAGCAUAGCUUUGAGAAGUGUCAAUUAUAUGCAGCACAAGAACUUAAGAGCAGGCGUGAGUGACCCCGCAUUUUGAGAAACGUUACAACUUGUAUCUAGAAUGUUGCUUGUUUUCUUGAAUAUAUUAUAAGACUAACUAAAAUACAAGUGUUUGUUUGCUUUCUUUAGAUAUAGAUUUAGAUUUAGAUCAAAAUGGAUUUAGAGGUCAAAAUGGCUUCGACUCACUGCAUCCUAUCAUGAUUGGGAUUGUGUCAUUGAAGCCCUACCGUAGUCAACAUUUUCGAUUGAAGCGCCUAAGGAAAUUUUGAAUCAUCUCACAUAAGAAAUAUUUGAAGUUCUCGCAUCGUCACCUUAUAUGUACACCAAGUUUCGCACCGGUACAACAACACGGAUGUGACGUUUGAGUUAAAAAUUUGAAUUUACAUUUGAGAUGAAAUUUUCGGAUUAUGCAAAAACGAAAGCUAUAAACAGUUUCGGAUUUGAUUAAGGCAUUUUACUUAUAAAGUUUAAAGUGCUAACUUUGGGUUAGUAAGAGAGAGGGGGAAGGGUCGAAAGUUCCUGAUUUUUCUAAAUUUUAAGUUCGUAAUAGGAAAUGAAAAUAACUCGGUGAUUAGUUAAGAGAAGAAAGAAUAAGCAUCGAGCAAACCAGGAAAUUUGUCUUGUUAAGCCUACGGAUGCACAGUGCGGUGAAAUGACAAUAGAAUGAAUGAAUCCAUCAAGAAAACUUAUGUGAGUACUUUAAAAGUCUAAUGCCUUUUUAAA
Uranotaenia lowii is the source of this 1674-nucleotide messenger RNA. RefSeq lists its product as uncharacterized. Lineage: Eukaryota; Metazoa; Arthropoda; Insecta; Diptera; Culicidae. The record is from RefSeq and is a predicted model, not a curated record. Bases 107 to 988 code for a protein of 293 amino acids. The transcript has 3 exons.